GAAUAGAAAACCCUCUUCGGAACUGAAAAGUCAUCCAUGAUUACUCCUGAGGACCAGAGAUCAUGUUAGUUGUUCAUUAAAACUUGCUCUGGGUACAAUGGAGAACGAAAUCGGUCAAAUCCUGCCUUUGGUAGUGUCCAAUUCGAUAGUGGCUGUGUUCAUUAGUGCGUUUUGGAUUCUAGCCAUACCUUGGGCUUCAUCUCCAGGUACGACAAGCUCAUUCCUGUGUUCAACGACCUCGGCGUCGGAAUCACACCAACAAUCGGGUCCAGAUCCAAGUUCAACCCAUUCCAACAUGAGUUACAAGCCUUUGGAUCGAAUUGGAUCCAGGCCAAUGGCCACCAGAGUAACAGCUGAUCGAGGAACAUCAGUUGCACCCUCCACUGUUCCCGGAAUGGAUUACCUCCGCAAUCCCAAGCUCUUCAAGGGCAUGGGAUUCAGUCUUGAAGAGAGACAGGCUCUUGGAAUUCAUGGCUUGCUCCCACCGAGGAUCAAGACCCAAGAUGAGCAAGUGGACAAUUGUUUGAGAAACUUGAAUCGUUACGAGAACAAACUGAAUCAAUAUGUGUACAUGAUUGAUCUUUUGGACCGAAAUGAGAGACUCUUCUACAAGCUUCUGUCGGAAAAUGUGCAAAAACUCAUGCCCAUUGUGUAUACACCCACUGUGGGAGAGGCAUGCCAGAAGUUUGGGUACACUUUCAAAAGACCUCAGGGCCUAUUUAUCACUAUUUACGACAAGGGACAUAUCUAUGACAUCUUGCAAAAUUGGCCCGAAAAUGAUGUUCGAGCCAUUGUUGUAACUGACGGAGAGCGUAUUUUGGGUUUGGGAGAUUUGGGGGUUCACGGAAUGGGAAUUCCCGUGGGUAAAUUGGCUCUCUACACGGCUUUGGCCGGAAUCAAGCCUCACCAAACUCUGCCCAUCACUUUGGAUGUGGGGACCAAUAACCAAAAGUUCUUGGAAGAUGCCGAUUAUGUUGGUUUGCGCCAUCGUCGUGUCACUGGCCAAGAUUACGACGACUUCAUCGACGAGUUUAUGGAUGCGGUGGUCCAGCGAUAUGGCCAGAACACCUUGAUCCAAUUCGAGGAUUUUGGCAAUCACAAUGCCUUCCGCUUUCUGGAGAAGUACCGCAACAAGUUCUGCACCUUCAAUGACGACAUCCAAGGAACAGCUUCCGUCGCUGUAGCUGGCAUCCUGGCUGCUCUGAAAGCAACGGACACCAAACUCUCGGAUCACACCUUCUUGUUCCAAGGUGCUGGAGAGGCUGCCAUUGGGAUCGCCCAACUUCUGGCCAAGGCCAUGGAAAAACGGGAAGGCAUUCCCGAGGCCGAAGCUCGAAAGCAGAUCUGGAUGAAAGACUCCAAAGGUCUGAUUGUCAAGGAUCGACCUGAGGGAGGGAUCAGCCAACAUAAGGCCCCAUUUGCUCACGAGCACGAGCCCAUGAAGGAACUGGAAGACAUUGUGAAGGAGUUGAAGCCCUCGUGCUUGAUUGGGGCUGCCGCCAUAUCGGGGGUAUUUAACCAAGGCAUCCUGGAGGACAUGGCCUCUUUCAACAAAAGGCCCAUUGUUUUUGCCUUGAGCAAUCCCACCGAUAAGGCUGAGUGCACUGCUGAAGACGCUUACAAACACACCAAGGGUCAAGUAGUAUAUGCCUCCGGAUCGCCAUUUGAGCCAUUUGACUACGAUGGCAAACGUGUGGAGCCUGGUCAAGGGAAUAAUGCCUACAUCUUCCCUGGAGUAUCCUUGGGUGUGAUUUGCACCGGCAUCCAUCAUAUUUCUGAUGAGGUCUUCUUGGGUGCGGCUGAAGCCUUGGCUGAUAUGGUUACCCCUGAAGAUUUGGCUGUUGGUCGACUCUACCCACCCAUUGAGAAAAUCAAGGAUUGCUCGAUCAAGAUUGCGGCCAAUAUUGCUAAUAUUGCUUAUGAGGACCAAACGGCAUCCACCUAUCCGGAGCCCAAAGAUAAAGAAGAGUUCAUUCGGAGCCAGUUGUACAACUAUGAGUACGACGGGGUCAGCGCUCUACCAGAACGUUAUGAUUGGCCAGAGGAGGUCCAAAAGCCUUUUAGUAAACUGUAAUUUGAAUUAUGGCCACACUAAGGUCCCACAUGCUUUUUGUAAAGUUCUAUAAGAAAUGGAAUAAAUCCUGUUUUUAUCGCGCAA
This is a messenger RNA of Tigriopus californicus, 2158 nucleotides long. RefSeq names its product NADP-dependent malic enzyme-like. Gene Ontology annotation, molecular function: NAD binding; malate dehydrogenase (decarboxylating) (NAD+) activity; malate dehydrogenase (decarboxylating) (NADP+) activity. Gene Ontology annotation, cellular component: mitochondrion. The record is from RefSeq and is a predicted model, not a curated record. Gene Ontology annotation, biological process: malate metabolic process; pyruvate metabolic process. Lineage: Eukaryota; Metazoa; Arthropoda; Copepoda; Harpacticoida; Harpacticidae. The coding region runs from base 98 to 2074 and encodes 658 amino acids. The transcript has 5 exons.